AUGAUCCAUGAGUUUAAUCUGGCAUUGUUGGCAAAACAACUAUGGAGAUUAGUACAAUUCCCUGAUUCUCUGGUGGUCCGUGUGCUACGGGGGAGAUAUUAUAGGCUGAGUUCUCCACUAAGAGUAAACGCUGCUACUGGCCCAUCCUAUGUGUGGACAAGCAUUUCUGCUGCAAGGAAUCUGCUAUUAUUGGGCAUUCGACAGAAGAUACACUCUGGAUAUGAGGUUAAGGUUUGGGAGGAUCCAUGGAUUCCAACGAAUCCCGCGAGGCUAGCUGCCCCAAUGGCACCAGUGAUGCAUCCUAAUAUGCGAGUAAGCGAUCUUAUUAAUCAGGAAUCGAAGGAUUGGGAUGUGGGCUUACUGGAGAACUAUGUUCAUCCUGAUGACAUACCAUUCAUUAGGAGUUUGGCCAUAAGCUCAACUCAUCAUCGAGACUCUUACUGCUGGAACUUCACAAGGAAUGGUCAGUACACGGUCAAGUCUGGAUAUUGGGUGGCUCAGAAUUUAUUGAAUAAAACAGAGGAAAGGGAAGUUUUGGACCCAAUAACAAGGAACCUGGUAAGACGCAAUAUGAGAUGUGAUAACUACUGCCCAAGAUGUGGAGAAGCAGAGGAGACUGUCACACAUGCAAUUUUUGAAUGCCCACCAGCUCUUCAAGUUUGGUCUUUAGCUUCAACUCCGACAAGCCCGAACAUCUUUCCAGUAUCAAGCAUCUACACGAAUAUGGACUAUCUCUUUUGGAGGAAAAAUAGCAUUAUUGAGCCUGAUCGUGAUAGGGGCCCUUAUCCCUGGAUAAUAUGGUACAUUUGGAAGGCUAGGAAUGAGAAACUCUUCAGGGGCAUAGAUCGAGAUCCUUUGGAGUUAGUCCGACAUGCGGAGAGCGAAUGUCAAGCCUGGUUUGAUGCUAAUGAUGUGGUACAACCUGUAACACAAGCUAAUACAAAUGAGGAGCCCCAAGCCAUAAGCUUGGGAAAUAUUUGCUUGCUAGAUGGAUCUUGGAUGUCUUCUGCUAACUUUAGUGGAUGCGGAUGGGCGUGGAUGGAUGGAUCUGGGAAUGCACAGCUUAUGGGGACAAGGAAUUUCCCUCGGCGUGAAUCAGCUUUGCACUCGGAAGUAGAGGCACUGCGAUGGGCGAUGGAGAAUAUGCUGCAACAUUCGAACUGCCAGAGCUUCGGGACAGAUUGUAAGGAACUGAUAGCAAUGGUGAGGGAACCUCAGGCGUGGCCAAGCUUUGCGACGGAAUUGGAGAGGAUAGAGACGCUACAGAUAUGCUUUCCGGAUUUUAAAAUCGUUCACAGUUUGGCUGAGAAGCUCUAA
Molecule: messenger RNA, 1317 nt
Organism: Brassica napus (rape)
Lineage: Eukaryota; Viridiplantae; Streptophyta; Magnoliopsida; Brassicales; Brassicaceae
Exons: 3
Coding region: 1-1317 (438 amino acids)
Molecular function (GO): RNA-DNA hybrid ribonuclease activity; nucleic acid binding
Source: RefSeq, a predicted model, not a curated record